CUCUACUGUCAACUGCCACUGACUGAGACAACCUGGAAGGCACUGAAAGUCGCAGCGCAGAGCCUGUGCUCCACACUGGUCAGGUCCGACUGCUGCGACGGCGCGCCAGCCAGCGGCGACGACAGAGGUGGCCGCAACACCGACAACGAGGCCAGCUAGACAUCACAACCUCCCCAUCCAUCCGCCCGCCAACCCCCCCCCCCCCCUCUUCGCACCGCCGCCAUCAUGUCUCCCGGAAUGACCCUCUUCGCCGUGCAGGCCGUCCUCAUCCUCAGCACCGAGGACGGGUCCCGCAUCUUUGCCAAAUACUACUCCCCACCGCACAGCACCGCCGCCGGCGGCGCGAGCACCUCGUCGAACCCCUACCCCGACCUCAAGGCGCAAAAGGCCUUCGAAAAGGGCCUCAUCGACAAGACGGCCAAGCAGACGGGCGACAUCAUCCUCUACGACAACCGGAUUGUCCUCUACAAGCUUGAGUCGGACGUCAUGAUCUACGUCGUCGGCAGCCUCGACGAGAACGAGAUCCUGCUUUACAACACAGUCCUCGCCCUGCGCGACUCCCUGCACCUCCUCUUCAAGCAAUCCGUCGACAAGAGGACAAUCAUCGAAAACUAUGACCUCGUCUCCCUCGCCAUCGACGAGGUCGUCGACGACGGCAUCAUCCUCGAGACGGACCCCACCAUCAUCGUCCAGCGCGUCAGCCGCGCCCCCACGCAGGACGUGCCCCUCGGCCGCAUCGACCUCAGCGAGCAGGGUGUCAACAACCUCGCCCAGCUGGGCAAGUCCAAGCUGGCAGACUGGUUAAGGCAGGGUCUCUGAGCCUGGAGGGGCGUCUGUGGUGGUCGGGGUCACUUUUGAUACGUUGUUUCUAGCGUCGAUGGGAAAAGGCCCCGUGACUUUGAUCGGGGGUGAUUUUUUAUGAUAUUGAUAGAGACUCCAAGAGGGUUGGUAAGGGUAUAUGCAAAAAAAGAAAUCUAUCUAUGCUCGGUC
Molecule: messenger RNA, 990 nt
Organism: Purpureocillium takamizusanense
Lineage: Eukaryota; Fungi; Ascomycota; Sordariomycetes; Hypocreales; Ophiocordycipitaceae
Gene: RET3
Product: Golgi-to-ER vesicle coat component
Exons: 3
Coding region: 226-819 (197 amino acids)
Biological process (GO): intracellular protein transport; retrograde vesicle-mediated transport, Golgi to endoplasmic reticulum; intra-Golgi vesicle-mediated transport
Cellular component (GO): COPI vesicle coat
Source: RefSeq, a predicted model, not a curated record